AACGACAUCGGGAGGAUGCGGGAGCUGAUCCGGAGGAGGGUGAACGUUGGGGCCAGAAACCACGUGGGCAGGGCAGCCCUGCACUGGGCUGCGGGCGCAGGGCACGAGCUGGCUGUGCGGCUGCUCCUGGAACACGAGGCUGCUGUGGACGCGCAGGAUGCGGUAGGGCCCUCACAGGGGCACAUCUGUUUUGGGAUGAAUGCACUUCUCCUGUCUGCCUGGUUUGGCCACUUGCGGAUCCUCCAGAUCCUGGUCAGCUCCGGGGCCAAGAUCCACUGUGAGAACAAGGAUGGCCUGACUUUACUGCACUGUGCAGCUCAAAAAGGCCACGUGCCUGUGCUGGCGUUCAUCAUGGAGGACCUGGAGGACGUGGCCCUGGACCACACAGAUAAGCUGGGCAGGACAGCAUUCCUCAGGGCAGCUGAGCACGGGCAGCUGGAUGCUCUGGACUUCCUCGUGGGCUCUGGCUGUGACCACAGUGUCAAAGACAAGGAGGGGAACACAGCCCUUCACCUGGCUGCCAGCCAGGGCCACAUGGCGGUGCUGCAGCGACUUGUGGACAUCAGACUGGACCUGGAGGAGCGGAAUGUGGAAGGUCUGACCGCCCUGCACGCAGCUGCUGAAGGCAUCCACCCCGACUGUGUGCAGCUCCUCCUCAGGGCUGGGAGCACCGUAGACGCCGUCACCCAGAAAAAAUGGAGCUGCCUUCACUACGCGGCGCUUGGAGGCUCUGAGGACCUGUGUCGGGCAUUCAUCCACGCAGGAGGCUGCACCAAUGUGGCUGAUCAUCAGGGCGCCUCCCCUCUGCACCUUGCCGUGAGGCACAACUUCCCUGCCGUGGUCCAGCUCUUUAUCAACUCCCACAGUGACUUGGACGCCACAGACAAUAGGCAGCAGACGCCUCUCCACCUGGCGGCCGAGCAUGCCUGGCAGGAUGCAGCAGAGAUGCUCCUUGUCGCUGGGGCUGACUUGAACCUGAGAGAUAAGCAAGGAAAAACUGCCCUUGCUGUGGCCGCCCGCAGCAACCACGUCAGCCUGGUGGACAUGAUCAUAAAAGCUGAUCGUUUCUACAGAUGGAAGAAGGACCACCUCUCAUGCAAGGACCCCAGCGGCCUCCCUGGGAAGAGCCUGACCUUUAAGCAGGACCAUCGGCAGGAAACACAGCAGCUGCGCUCUGUGCUGUGGCAGCUGGCCUCCAGCCAUCUGCGGCCUCAUGAGUGGAAGAAGCUGGCGUGUUCCUGGGAGUUCACUGAAGCCCAUGUCUGUGCCAUUGAGCAACAGUGGACAGGCACCAGGAGCUACCAGGAGCACGGCCACCGGAUGUUGCUCAUCUGGCUGCACGGUGUGGUCAUGGCUGGUGAGAACCCCAGCAGAGCACUGUUUGAGGGCCUCGUGACCAUCGGCAGGAGGGACCUGGCUGAAAGUAUCAGGAAGAAAGCAAAGGCAGACCCGAGUGCUUCUAGGAGAUGCACAGCGAUGUAACCAGAGGGACUGGACCUUCAGACACGUGGGACCUCAGAGCAUGGCGCCACCUGAACAGAAGAUGACCACUAUUUAAAGGCUUAAAAAAAAAUCACUGCCAACAGACCUUCAGCUGCUUCUACUGAAAUACAAUUGUGCAGAGACCAGCAGGCAUAUGUUUGUAUAGUAAUCUUUUCAUGAGGAUGGGUCCAGGGGCCUGUUUCAGGUGUUCUGGCUAAUCUGCCUGGUCCUUUGCAGCUCUCAGCUCACUUUUGCCUUCAUCAUCGUGGAGCCUCACAACUUUCCCUGAAGACGCAAGGGUCAUCUUUAUGGAUAGGACACUAAGGCCCAGGGAGAGGAAGCAGCCUGCCCGGGCCCCAUGGCUAAUAAGGUAGUGGGGUCGGGUGCCACUCUGACCUGGCAGGAGGGCUCCAUUCAUCAUAUAUAGAAUGGUCUGCUCUUAACUUA
This is a messenger RNA of Carlito syrichta (Philippine tarsier), 1929 nucleotides long. RefSeq names its product ankyrin repeat and death domain containing 1A (gene ANKDD1A). The coding region runs from base 16 to 1482 and encodes 488 amino acids. The transcript is spliced from 14 exons. NCBI's taxonomy places the organism in Eukaryota, Metazoa, Chordata, Mammalia, Primates, Tarsiidae. Gene Ontology annotation, molecular function: protein binding. Gene Ontology annotation, biological process: signal transduction. The record is from RefSeq and is a predicted model, not a curated record.